Molecule: messenger RNA, 1079 nt
Organism: Rubroshorea leprosula
Lineage: Eukaryota; Viridiplantae; Streptophyta; Magnoliopsida; Malvales; Dipterocarpaceae
Source: the annotation of a GenBank genome assembly
CACUAAGUCCCAAGUCCUAUCUUUAUUCUAUACAAUCAUAGAGUAGAUAUGAACAAAAUUUCCCUAAUGAAACCUAAUAGCCAAUACAAUGUUAGGUCGAUAAGCUUUCCGGCUAGAUCACACCCCACCACACUUAGAAUUGAAGAAGAGAUAAACAAGCUGAGAUCUUUGGAGGGUGUUUCUUCGUCAACAGUUUCCACUGUUCUCUCUGGCUUAGCAGAGUUGUACGCAUGCAUGGGGGAUCUCCUUAGUCUGCCAUUGACCCAACAAGGCCUAUCCCAGCAAUACCAUGAAAAAUGGGUCAAUGAGUUGCUAGAUGGCACGCUAAGGUACUUGGACAUUUGUGGCAAUACAAGGGACUCUGUUUUGUUGACGAAGGAAAGUGUAAGAGAGCUCCAAUCCGUGCUGCGGCGAAGCAUGGCUGGAGAGAGGAGCAUUGAGGACAAUGUCAGAGAUUACACUUGUUCCAGGAAGAACAUGAAGAAGGAAAUCGCUAAGUCUAUGGCGUUACUGAAGCAGAUGGAAAAUGGGAUCGGGGAACAGAGUCCCCCGUUAGAACAGAGUCACCAUCUCUCUGUUUUGGUACGAGUCCUUGGAGAAGCUAGUUUGAUCACCAUUUCCACAUUACGUUCUCUCCUGCUGUUCUUGUCUCCGUCAUUAUUGAAGCCAAAGGGGACAAAAUGGUUGCUGAUAUCGAAACUGGUACGCAAAGGAAUAGUAUUGGGUGAAGUCCGAGACGACAUGAACGAAUUGCAGAGUGCCAAGGUUGCGGUGGGGAACUUGACAUUUCCAAAUGCAAGUGAGGAUAUUGAGGCAGAGAAGAUUGAAUCUGCUCUGGAAAAGUUGGAAGCUCUGGAUGGUGUCUUUGAAGAUUUUGAAGAUGGGUUGGAGUUGUUGUUUAGGAUAUGCAAUACAUAGAAUUCAGUUGGUCUGUAAUUCUCUUCAAAUUGGACAAUUUAUUAAUCUCAUCUAAACGUACAAUUAUGUACAAGAAUAAUGUAUAGGCAAAAUUUGAGAUUUAUGGCAAUAUUUAAUUUUUGGUUUGAAUUAUUACCAAAUUAUAAAAUCACAUUAGUUUU